AUGCGUUACACAUUUAAGCCAGAUGACUGUAUGGUCAUCACUAUCCCACUGGGAAAACCGAAUGUCGGAGACGGUCAGCUGAUGCCGGAGAAGUUCACCUGCGUCUUCAAAGAUGCCUACAAGGUUUUUCUUAAAGGACGACCAAAGGAACUUGGGGCAGCACAGUUCAGUAUCGGGGUGUUUGUUAUUUGUGUUGGUGUCCUCAUGUGUCUUGAAUUUGGCCUACAACAUUUAAUCUACGCCUUGCCCAGCGCCCUGUUUGUUGCAGCCGGUAUAUUGAGCUGUGCAGCUGGUAGUUCACCUGUGAUGCCCGUGGUCAAACUGUCAUUUAUAUUCAACAUUUUGUGUCUCUUCUGGGCUCUUGUUGCUCUCGUUAUUUGCAUAAUAUAUACUACAUUUCAUGAAUUUCAUCACAGUUUACCAGAGUAUAAUAUGUUAACUGGGCUAAAGAUUGUGGUGAGCGUCCUGUGUGGAUUUGAGUUGAUUCUGGCUGUUGUCCUGAUCUACUGGGGGAGUAAAGCCGUCUGCAGACCUCAUUUCAAUACUCUGCCUUUGAUCACUAUCAAGCAGGAUGCUUAAACGGAUGUUUGAAUUUUGAGAAGAUUUUCUCUGUAUAGGGUAUUUUUUUAUUUAACCCUAACCCUAACUUUUUUAAUACUAGUUAACUGGUAGAAUAUUGUAUAAUUACGCUGUAAAUGCCAAGACCUUGAGUUUAAUUCUCAGAGACUGCAUACAUGAAAUGUAUAUGUUGAAUGCGCUGUACAUUGCUUUGAAUUAAAGCAUGCAAAUGUAUCUGUACACUGUCAGAAAAAAGGGUUAAAAAUUAACCUUUUCUGUCGCUGGGGUGAGGUGUACUAAACAUAAUACAAUUUUGUACCUUUUUGGAUACAUUACUGUACCUUAAUGAUCUAUUGUGUAUCUUUAAAGGUACAGUUAACUGUUUAGUACCCCUAAAAUUUAACUGGUACAAAAUUGUUUCUUAAGGUACACAAUAGGUCCUGAGGGUAUAAUAUUGUACCCUAAAAGGUGAAACAUUUCAAUGUGCUGUAUAACCAUAAAGAUACAAAAAUGAUCUUUUGAGUUGAGUUUACCACACCAGCGACAGUAAAGGAAAGUUUAAAACCUUGAUAAGCUUGAAUUAUUUGAGUAAUGUGCUCAAAUUAAAAGUCUUUUUUAUCAUCUGUUUGUGUAAAUAUCUGUCUUAUAUCAUCUUUUAUUAAAAUCACCACCUGCUAUAUGAGGUCCUGUAGCCAUGAAUGUGUGAGGAUAAGAUAUUAAACAUUUUACUUUGACUUAAAAUGAUCUUCUUCUAAACUGUACAUGUAUUGGUU
Messenger RNA from Misgurnus anguillicaudatus (oriental weatherfish), 1331 nucleotides. RefSeq lists its product as uncharacterized. The record is from RefSeq and is a predicted model, not a curated record. Lineage: Eukaryota; Metazoa; Chordata; Actinopteri; Cypriniformes; Cobitidae.